AUGUCCGAAGACCGCCUCUGGAAGUUCAAGAGACCAGAAUGGCUCAAUAGCGUUUGGGCGCGCAACGCAGGGGUCUAUGCCGCCGGCGGCCUGUUCUCCCUCGCAUUCUACACCCUCCUCGACUCGGCCGUCUGGUCCAAGUCGGCGCUCAACGGCUCCACCCUGCACGUCACCUUCGUUGACUGGCUGCCCUUCAUCUUCAGCAGCCUGGGCAUGCUCAUCAUCAACAGCGUCGAGAAGGCCCGCCUGUCGGCCGACAGUUUCAGUUAUUCCGGGUCGGGCGUGGCGUGGAAGGCGCGCGUAGUGCUCUUCCUCGGGUUCGCCGCUCUCGCGGGGGGGAUGGCCGGCGGCGUGACGGUGUUCGUGCUGAAGUUCGUCGUGCCGGGCGUCCCGUUCCCUGCUAUGACUAUGGGCGUGGAGAAUGUGGUGGCGAAUGCGCUUGUUGGGUUGAGCUCGGUCGUGCUUUGGGUCAGCCAGAACAUGGAGGACGAAUAUUCAUAUAACCUUGCUCUUUGA
Messenger RNA from Chaetomium strumarium, 516 nucleotides. RefSeq lists its product as uncharacterized. Gene Ontology annotation, cellular component: Vps55/Vps68 complex; fungal-type vacuole membrane. NCBI's taxonomy places the organism in Eukaryota, Fungi, Ascomycota, Sordariomycetes, Sordariales, Chaetomiaceae. The record is from RefSeq and is a predicted model, not a curated record. The coding region runs from base 1 to 516 and encodes 171 amino acids. The transcript has 3 exons. Gene Ontology annotation, biological process: protein targeting to vacuole; late endosome to vacuole transport via multivesicular body sorting pathway.